AUGCACCACAACAACAAGUACCUCUCUCUUCGACGUAUACCUCUCAAUACUAAGUACCUCUCCAUUCGACGCACACCAUCUGCUAACCAUGCAGCCAAGUGUCUCUCCUUCGACGUACCCCACAAAACGCUCUCAGCAACUAGCUUCGCGGAGCCAAAGCUCUCAGAGCUCGUUCCCACCCUUACCGGCGAAUCCAACUUCGCAUCGUGGUCCACAGCACUCAAAUACGCUCUCGACACUCGAGACCCUUACCUUUUCGAAAUCCCUACUGGCCACAUACCUCAACCAGGUUCUGAGGACCCCAGUCUUAUAGACAACAAGCCAAAGCACUUCUACACUUUCCACCAACGAAAGGCCGGUCAGACUUUAGAGGAGUGCUUCCAGAACCCCGCUAACGCUAAGCUAAGUCUGCUAACGCGGUCACUACCACUAAAAGCCUACCACAGCCAAUGCUCUUCUUAG
Messenger RNA from Penicillium verrucosum, 462 nucleotides. RefSeq lists its product as uncharacterized. The coding region runs from base 1 to 462 and encodes 153 amino acids. The record is from RefSeq and is a predicted model, not a curated record. The transcript has 2 exons. NCBI's taxonomy places the organism in Eukaryota, Fungi, Ascomycota, Eurotiomycetes, Eurotiales, Aspergillaceae.